Eurytemora carolleeae is the source of this 1209-nucleotide messenger RNA. RefSeq lists its product as uncharacterized. The record is from RefSeq and is a predicted model, not a curated record. The transcript is spliced from 11 exons. The coding region runs from base 248 to 730 and encodes 160 amino acids. NCBI's taxonomy places the organism in Eukaryota, Metazoa, Arthropoda, Copepoda, Calanoida, Temoridae.
CCUAACAAUUAGUUAUUCAGGGAAAGAUAUUGUUCCUACUCUGGUAAUCGAUCAUACUUCACUAACCUCCACCCCGGACCAGGACUUUCCAUUUGAGAUUGUUCUUCAAAAUGAAUGGACAGAAAAGAAAGAAAAAGAAGAAAUUGAGAUUUGGGAAAAAUAUCAGGAGGAGAAUUCAAUAUCAUUAAAUCUUCAAAGAAUUCCAAAUUAUCAAACACCUGUUGGAUUACCCCCCCAGCCUUCUAUAAUGAGGUUUCCUGAUAUUGAUCCUGAUAUUCAAUAUCUUAAGACACUUCUGAAACAUCAGAAAAGCAUCAGUUUACCAACUAGACUAGAUAGACAGGAUACUACUGAGCUUAAUGGGUUUACCAUACAUAACUACCCUGCUACAAGAAGAAAAACAGAUAAAAAAUAUUGGAAAAGAUAUAUUGGACCCGCCCUAGCCAGCAUAUUUGCAGUUUCAGCCACGCUAAUGGUGACAUCAUCUGUGCUACUUUGGAACUAUACAGAGACUGUUCAGAGGAGAAAUACGAAGAAACAAAGUCUUAUUCUUGAUCAUUGGGGGAAGGGUGGACCCCUGACAGUAGACUCAUCAAUACUAGAGCAAGGUGAAAUAGUUGAAGGAGAGAAGGAUCUGUUAAGGCGAGAUAUGGGGUUUCCUGGUGCUGAUCCUAAACUAAGUCUAGAAACUCAAGGAUUCUUGAAAAAUGAGAGCCAAGAAAAAACCUGACAAUACCUUGUCAAAAUCCUUGCCAAGGAUACUAGAUAGAAGAGCGUCAACAUUCAACCUGUCAUUCCUUUAUUGGACCUUUUUCCUACGAUGGCUAAAGAAAAGCCCAGAAAAAGUGAAACAAUUCUUUACAGGCCAAGAUUCCAACUGACAUUCCUAUCUUGAAACCCUUGCCAAGGAUACCGGAUAAAGGAGAGUCAAGAUUCAACCUGAAAAUUCUUUUUUGAAACCUUUGCCAAGGAUACUAGAUAAAGGAAAUUCAAGAUUUUUUUAUCUGACAACCCUAUAUCAAAACCCUUUUCAAGGAUACUAGAAAAAGGAGACUCAAGAUUUAAAUCUAAAAAUUCUGUAUUAUAAUCCUUGCCAAACCCUGGAGCUAAUAAUCAAUUGCCAGCACUUGUUACCUUGUAAAUUAAUUACAUAGAUUUUUGAAAAAUAAUAUUAUUUACCAGUUUAUUAUUUUUUGUUUAUUUUCAAUU